AUGUCCCAGCCCACCACAUUCACCCCGCCCCAAAGCACCCACUGGCCUUCCAGCAACUUCGUCCUCGCCGCCGGCACCGCAACCUUCCAGCCCUCGACCCGCAAGGUUCUCAUCAUCCAAGACACCUCGCGCACGCGCCCCGGCACCCCGCGCGAGAGCUGCCUCUGGUUCCUGCCGCGCGGCCGCAAAGACAUUGGCGAGAGCAUCGAGGACUGCGCUGUGAGGGAGACGCUUGAAGAGGCCGGCUACACCGCCACGUUCCUCAGCACCCCCCACGCAACCCUACAGCCCACCGGUAGCAACAGCAGCAUCGGGCCCCACACCGAAGCCAUCCACCUACAGGUCAUGCCGCACACACUCCGUCGGCCCGUGCGGCUUCCAGAAAAGCUGGGUGAUCUCUGUCUGUACGUGGCGUUCUGGUUCCUGUGCACGAUCCCGGCGGACGCGGUGCGGGUGCCGGACUACGGCGCGCACUUUGUCGGCGCGCAUGAGCGCGGAUAUGAUUCGGAGCUUGUGGAGGUGGGCGAGGCGGUGAAGCUGCUGAGUGGUGGGAGGCUGGAGUAUAGGGAGGAGGGGGAACGGGGGUGUGUGGUGGAGAGGAGGACGGGGAGAAGGGUGCGCUGGGAGGAUGUGGAGGCGGAGUGGGCGGGUGGGGUGGAGGCGUUAGUGGUGGCGCGGGGGUGGGAGGCUCUGAAGAAAGCGGUGGAGGAUGGGUGGAUGGAUGUGGCGGAGGAUGCUGGUGGGUCGUAG
Morchella sextelata is the source of this 750-nucleotide messenger RNA. RefSeq lists its product as uncharacterized. Gene Ontology annotation, molecular function: hydrolase activity. The record is from RefSeq and is a predicted model, not a curated record. Lineage: Eukaryota; Fungi; Ascomycota; Pezizomycetes; Pezizales; Morchellaceae. The transcript is spliced from 2 exons. The coding region runs from base 1 to 750 and encodes 249 amino acids.